AUGAAACCAUCAGUUCUGCAGUACCUGAACUUUUUCGUUUUAUUUUCCUUUGGUGUAGUCACCACCUCCCACACAACUGACCAAGAUGUGCUCGCAACCCUCAGUAAACUACCCCUCGAUGGCCAUUUCAGCUUCCAUGAUGUGUCUACUGCUGCCUGGGACUUUGGCAAUCUCUCUAGUUUCAUGCCAGCUGCUGUGCUUCAUCCAGGAUCAGUAGACGACAUUGCCACUACGGUCAGGCAUGUCUUCUUGGGGGGAGAGCACUCCAUGCUCACCGUGGCAGCCCGUGGGCAUGGACACUCACUCCGAGGGCAGUGCCAGGCAGCUGGAGGGAUUGUCAUUAAAAUGGAGUCCCUCCCUAAUGACAGGAUGCAGGUGCAGUCUGGUGCAUCGCCCUAUGUUGAUGCCUCAGGAGGAGAACUCUGGAUAAAUGUCCUGCAUGAGACAUUGAAGUACGGUCUGGCACCAAAGUCAUGGACUGAUUAUCUCCACCUCACAAUUGGAGGCACGUUGUCAAAUGCAGGGGUCAGUGGGCAGACGUUCCGACAUGGCCCACAAAUCAGCAACGUAAACGAGCUGGAGAUUGUGACAGGAAAAGGAGACAUCAUCACUUGCUCACCGGAGCGGAACUCUGAUCUCUUCCAUGCUGCUCUUGGUGGCUUAGGUCAGUUCGGUAUCAUCACUAGGGCCAGGAUUGUGCUCGAGCCUGCUCCAAAAAUGGUGAGGUGGAUUAGAGUUCUCUACUCAGACUUCACAAGCUUUGCAGAGGAUCAGGAGAUGCUUAUUUCAGCAGAGAGGACCUUUGAUUACAUAGAGGGCUUCGUCAUCAUCAACAGGACAGGUAUCCUGAACAACUGGAGAUCAUCAUUUAGCCCACAGGAUCCAGUGUGGGCAAGCCAGUUCAAAUCAGAUGGAAGAGUGCUCUUCUGCCUCGAGAUGACGAAGAACUACAACCCUGAAGAGUCAGACAACAUGGAACAGGAGGUCAAUAGCCUACUGCAUCAACUUAGACAUAUGCCUCCAUCCCUAUUCCACACAGAUGUCACCUACAUCGAGUUCCUGGAUAGGGUGCACUCCUCUGAGGUUAAACUGAGAGCUAAGGGGAUGUGGGAGGUCCCACACCCAUGGCUAAAUCUCAUGGUUCCAAAAAGUUCGAUCCACACAUUUGCAAGGGAGGUCUUUGGGAAAAUCCUGAAAGACAGCAACAGUGGUCCCAUAUUGCUCUACCCAGUAAACAAAUUCAGAUGGGACAAUAGAACGUCAGUAGUCAUACCAGAUGAGGAAGUUUUCUACCUAGUGGGAUUCCUAUCCUCAGUGCCAUCUUCAUCAGGUCCUCACGGCGUCGAACAUGCACUGAACCUCAAUAACCAGAUAAUAGAAUUCUCUGGCAAGGCAGGUAUUAGGGUGAAGCAAUAUCUGCCCAACUACAACACUGCACAGGAGUGGAAGGCCCACUUUGAGGCAAGGUGGGAGACAUUUCAACGAAGGAAAAAUGCCUAUGACCCAUUGGCCAUCCUAGCUCCAGGACAAGGAAUAUUUCAAAAGGCAUCACCGCCCUUGUCCCUAUGA
This is a messenger RNA of Sorghum bicolor (sorghum), 1569 nucleotides long. RefSeq names its product cytokinin dehydrogenase 9. The coding region runs from base 1 to 1569 and encodes 522 amino acids. The record is from RefSeq and is a predicted model, not a curated record. Gene Ontology annotation, molecular function: cytokinin dehydrogenase activity; FAD binding. The transcript is spliced from 5 exons. NCBI's taxonomy places the organism in Eukaryota, Viridiplantae, Streptophyta, Magnoliopsida, Poales, Poaceae. Gene Ontology annotation, biological process: cytokinin metabolic process.